GGAGACAAACAGUCAUCAGCUGGUGACAGACGGGCCAGCCUACUUUCACUGUGGAGCUCAAACCUUCAGCUUCACUCAAAUCCCCCACAGAGACACAGGCGCCCACUGGAUAGCAGCAACACUCAGGUGUCAUGGACAGACAACUUAUUCGCACAUGUGCGCCAACAUUUCACCGUGUUUCUGUGUCUUUGUGUCUUUAGAAACACUAUUUAACCAGGAGGUGUGUUUGAAUUAACACUCGGUUAUGGAUCGACUGGAUGAAUGGAGCUUCAAGUCCAAGAAAAUGGACCUGCAGGAGGAUUUCUACUUCGACUACGGAGCGGAGGAAAUGACAGGUUAUCAAGACCCCAAUGAACUUGUUGCUGCUUUGAAACAAAAGGAGGAAGAGGUUAUUUUGGCAGCCCAGCUGGGAAACGCAUUGCUCCUGGAAAACCGUCAGUUGAAAGAGAAGAGCGACAAACUUCAUGAACAAUACGCAGACAAGCUGGAGGAGCUGGAGCAGGGCAGGCAUGAGCUGCGGCUGAAGCUGGAGGGCAGCCAGUCCCAGUGGGAGAGCCAGGUGUUGGACCUGGAGAGGGAUGUGAGGGAGCUGAGGGCCCAGGUGGAGCGGCUCACCCGGGCCCUCAGCAAGGCCGAGAGGGACAAGAGUCGAGCCCAGGUGGAGCACAGCGAGCACACACAGCGACUCAGGGAGCAGCUCGACACAGCGAUGGAGGUGGAGAGAGCCAUGUCCGGUGAGCUGCAGGCUCUGAAACAGGAGCUCCAACAAAAAGGAAGCCACAACCGGCCGCAGGACGAGGAGCUGAUCAGUGCCAUGAGGGAGCAGGUGCUACGUAUCACCCAAAAGGAGCAGUUGCUGGAAGAGCGUUUGGAGAGUGUGUGUACAGAAAACACUGAGCUGAGGACGAGUUUGGCCUCCUUACACACACGCCUGGCUCUACAUGACCAACUCAACCAGCAGCACAGCCAGCAGCUAGCAGAGGCAUGGCAGGAGGUGGAGGCAGCGAGGGGUCGCUCACAGCAGCUGCAGGUCCAGGUGGAGGAGCUUCAGGAGGAGGUGUCCCUGCAGGAAGGCAGGAGCCACGGAGACGCCUCCCUGCUGUCUGAGCUGGAGAGCAGCCUGGAGACAGCAGGGCUGGGAGUCAGUAAAGAAGAGAUAACGCAAGAAAUGGGAUCCAUCCUUCAGUUACUGCUCCCACUGACUCAGGAACUAAACAGCUCAGAGAGGUCAGAGGUCGUGGAUCAACAGGAGGACCUGCAGGCCAUGCUGCAUCAGCUGAAGGGAGUGGCCCAAACCCUGGCACAGGCAUCCAGCCCUCAGGAGCUGAAUCGAGCUUUUGUCGACAGGACGGGCGAUCAGUGUGGGAAUCCGAGCGCAGCACAGGAGCUGAGAGAUCAGAACGUCCAGCUGCAGCUGGAAAACGCUGAACUGAAGCAGAAGCUGCAGGGUGUGCAGGAACAGGCUGAAGUGGUCCAGCAGGCCAUCAGAGACCGAGAUGAAGCCAUAGCCAAGAAAAACCUGAUGGAGGCCGAGUUGGUGAGAAGUAAAAAUGACAUGAUGUCUCUGAACAACCAGUUAUUAGAAGCUAUCCAACGUAAACUGGAGUUGUCACAGGAACUGGAGGCCUGGCAGGACGACAUCCAGAUCAUCAUCAAUCAGCAGCUCCGGUCCCAGCAGCAGUCGGAGCAUCUUCAGAAAAAGUCCACCUCCAACGGCAUGUCCUUUUUCCGCAGGACCAGCAGGACAGCCUCCACCUGGACACGCCAGCCCUCCUCCUCCUCCUCCUCCUCUUCCUCCACCUGGAAUUCAGACGCUGAUCAGGGCAAAACCCAAUCCCCCUGGAGGGACUGGUUAAGGCGAGGGAAAGGGGCGAAUAAUGGACAGUGA
Molecule: messenger RNA, 1888 nt
Organism: Sander lucioperca (pikeperch)
Lineage: Eukaryota; Metazoa; Chordata; Actinopteri; Perciformes; Percidae
Product: BICD family-like cargo adapter 1
Exons: 10
Coding region: 245-1888 (547 amino acids)
Biological process (GO): vesicle transport along microtubule; Golgi to secretory granule transport
Source: RefSeq, a predicted model, not a curated record